AUGAGUACAAGACAAAUCCUACAAGUUUUUGAGCAAUAUCAGAAAGCUAGAACAACUUUCGUACAAACAGUCGCAGAACUAUCAUCUCGGCCACAAAAUAUCGAAAUUUUACAAAAUGCUGGUGUAAUGUCUUUACUUCGCCCACUAUUAUUGGAUAUCGUUCCUACAAUUCAACAAACCGCUGCUUUGGCUUUAGGACGUCUAGCUAAUUAUAAUGAUGAUCUAGCUAUGGCUGUCGUGAAAGGAGAUAUUUUACCGCAACUGGUAUACUCCUUAGCGGAGCAAAAUCGAUUUUACAAGAAAGCAGCUGCUUUUGUAUUGCGAGCGGUGGCUAGACACUCUCCCGAGCUUGCUCAGCAUGUAGUCGAUUGUGGAGCCUUAGAUGCGCUAGUAGUAUGUUUAGAAGAGUUUGAUCCUGGUGUUAAGGAAGCAGCAGCAUGGGCUCUAGGUUAUAUUGCUCGCCAUAAUGCAGAAUUAGCACAAAACGUUGUUGAUGCUGGAGCAGUACCACUUCUAGUACUUUGUGUUCAGGAACCGGAGUUAUCGCUCAAACGCAUUGCAGCAUCUGCUUUAAGUGAUAUAUCAAAGCAUACCUCAGAGUUGGCCCAAACUGUUGUCGAUGCUGGAGCAAUAGCUCAUCUCGCUCAAAUGAUUCUUAACCAGGAUGCAAAGUUAAAGCGCCAAGUCUUUUCAGCUCUCAGCCAGAUUGCAAAACAUUCAGUUGAUCUUGCUGAAAUGGUUGUAGAAGCAGAAAUCUUUCCUGCUGUACUAAAUUGCUUAAAAGAUACGGAUGAAUAUGUGAAGAAGAAUGUAGCGACACUUAUCCGUGAAAUUGCAAAGCAUACGCCUGAGUUAGCACAGCUGAUUGUUAAUGCAGGUGGUGUAGCGGCUGUAGUGGAUUACGUUGGAGAAACCACAGGAAAUGUUCGUUUACCUGGUGUAAUGAUGUUAGGAUAUGUAGCCGCCCACUCUGAAAAUUUAGCCAUGGCCGUUGUAGUAUCGAAGGGUGUUACACAACUAUCACUAACAAUAUCCGAAGAAAAGGAAGAUCACAUUAGGGCUGCCGCAGCAUGGGCUCUAGGUCAAAUAGGUCGACAUACACCUGAGCAUGCACGAGCUGUUGCAUCCGCUAAUGUUUUACCUCGCCUGUUAGAAGCUUAUUUGAGCACAUUUAGUUCAGAAGAUUUGAAAACUAAAGCUAAAAGAGCCUUAAAAAAUAUUUUACAAAAAUGUGUCUAUUUACCGGCAUUGGAACCUUUACUACACGAUGCUCCGCCUAAUAUACUUAAACAUGUUGUUGGUCAAUUCUCUAAAGUUCUACCGCACGAUAGUAAAGCCAGACGAAUGUUUGUUACUAGUGGAGGAUUGAAGAAGGUUCAAGAAAUAAACGCAGAGCCCGGAACCAUUUUACACGAAUAUAUCAACACGAUUAACAGCUGCUACCCAGAAGAAAUUGUGAGGUAUUAUUCCCCUGGUUAUUCUGAACGACUUCUUGAUCGUGUUGAUCAAUAUGCACCUGGCUCGUAA
Trichoplax adhaerens is the source of this 1527-nucleotide messenger RNA. RefSeq lists its product as uncharacterized. Gene Ontology annotation, molecular function: microtubule binding. The transcript has 13 exons. The record is from RefSeq and is a predicted model, not a curated record. Gene Ontology annotation, biological process: cilium movement. The coding region runs from base 1 to 1527 and encodes 508 amino acids. NCBI's taxonomy places the organism in Eukaryota, Metazoa, Placozoa, Uniplacotomia, Trichoplacea, Trichoplacidae. Gene Ontology annotation, cellular component: microtubule cytoskeleton.